Molecule: messenger RNA, 866 nt
Organism: Perognathus longimembris pacificus (Pacific pocket mouse)
Lineage: Eukaryota; Metazoa; Chordata; Mammalia; Rodentia; Heteromyidae
Gene: Tmem9
Product: transmembrane protein 9
Exons: 6
Coding region: 128-679 (183 amino acids)
Cellular component (GO): lysosomal membrane
Source: RefSeq, a predicted model, not a curated record
ACCCCUUCCCCCUCAGAUCCCGGGGUGCGGUGCCUGCCCUUUCGCCAUCGCGCAAGGGCUCCCGCACUCCAGGCCCGGAGUUCCCGUCCGGGUGUCCAGGCUUGCUGGUCCAGCACGCCUGGCAAGCAUGAAGCUCCUGUCCCUGGUGGCCGUGGUCGGGUGUCUCCUGGCGCCCCCAGCUCAAGCCAACAAGAGUUCUGAGGAUAUCCGGUGCAAGUGUAUCUGCCCACCUUACAGAAACAUCAGUGGGCACAUUUACAACCAGAAUGUGACUCAGAAGGACUGCAACUGCCUGCACGUGGUGGAGCCCAUGCCGGUGCCCGGCCACGACGUGGAGGCCUACUGCCUGCUGUGCGAGUGCAGGUACGAGGAGCGCAGCACCACCACCAUCAAGGUCAUCAUUGUCAUCUAUCUGUCCGUGGUGGGCGCCCUCUUGCUCUACAUGGCCUUCCUGAUGCUGGUGGACCCUCUCAUUCGAAAGCCGGACGCCUACACCGAGCAGCUACACAAUGAGGAGGAAAAUGAGGACGCGCGCUCCGGGGCAGCGAUGGCCGCGUCCCUCGGCGGCCCCCGCGCCAACACCAUGCUGGAGCGCGUGGAGGGCGCGCAGCAGCGCUGGAAGCUGCAGGUGCAGGAGCAGCGCAAGACGGUCUUCGACAGGCACAAGAUGCUCAGCUAGACGGGCCGGCGCAGUGGGGGCCGUGCCACCAGAGGCCGGACAGAGCCGCGGGGGGGGGGGGCUCCCCUUCCCCCAGUGCGUCUUCCUGUCCUCCCUUUGAAGGCCAGCGGCAUUUCUCCUGCGUCUGCCUCUCUCUAGGAAUGUCGUCCUCCACUGUGUGUUAAGGAGCGUGUGUGGUGGGGUCUCG